Molecule: messenger RNA, 786 nt
Organism: Peronospora farinosa
Lineage: Eukaryota; Oomycota; Peronosporomycetes; Peronosporales; Peronosporaceae
Source: the annotation of a GenBank genome assembly
AUGCCUCGUGGACCCCGUAAGCACCUUAAGCGCAUGAGCGCGCCCAAGCACUGGAUGCUGGGUAAAUUGGACGGCAUCUGGGCGCCGCGUCCAUCGUCAGGUCCGCACAAGUUGCGGGAGUGUUUGCCACUUAUCAUCAUUCUGCGUAACCGUCUGAAAUACGCCCUCACCAAGCAGGAAGUCACUAUGAUUUGUAUGCAGAAGAGCGUCAAAGUGGAUGGUAAAGUUCGUGUGGACCAGGACUUCCCAGCUGGCUUUAUGGACGUGGUCGAGCUGCCCAAGACGGGCGACCAGUUCCGUCUGAUGUAUGACACGAAGGGCCGUUUCGUGCUACACCGUAUCUCUGAUGAGGAGAAAAAGUUCAAGCUUGCCAAGGUCAUUCGUCAAGAGUACACCAAGAAGGCUAUUCCAUACAUUGCUACCAAUGAUGGCCGCACGAUCCGUUACCCGGAUCCGGUCAUUAAGGUCGGUGACACGGUCAAGAUUGACUUAGAGACGGGCAAGGUCGUGGACCACAUUAAGUUUGAGGUCGGCAACCUGGUGACUAUCACUCGUGGACGAAACACUGGCCGUGUUGGCAUUCUGCACCACAUUGAGAGACACCAGGGUUCGUUCAACAUUGCCCACGUAAAGGACUCGGCUGGUAACGACUUCGCCACCCGCCUCGGCAACGUGUUUGCUGUUGGUAAGGAGGCCCGCCCGUGGGUGUCUUUGCCUAAGGGCAAGGGCGUCAAGCUCAACAUCCUGGAGGAGCGCCAGCUUAAGGAAAAGAAGGCCAACAUUUAG